Molecule: messenger RNA, 2592 nt
Organism: Talaromyces atroroseus
Lineage: Eukaryota; Fungi; Ascomycota; Eurotiomycetes; Eurotiales; Trichocomaceae
Exons: 5
Coding region: 1-2592 (863 amino acids)
Biological process (GO): L-valine catabolic process; translation
Cellular component (GO): mitochondrion; ribosome
Molecular function (GO): structural constituent of ribosome; 3-hydroxyisobutyryl-CoA hydrolase activity
Source: RefSeq, a predicted model, not a curated record
AUGCCUAGCAGCGAGGUGCUGCGCGCGCUGAAAUGGCUCACUCGCAGCGCAAAUGGCGUUUUUCAACAGCCAGAGACGGUGAUGCGAAGAUGUGCAGGCUCUUCGUCACGGCUUAUGGCAACUCUUUCAGAAUCGGCAUCUGAGAGCGCUUCUCAAACAGACAGCACGGCGGCGCCGCAAACCACUGCUAAUGCCUCAACGACUGCUUGGCGUCCUACGCCUCCUGCUCUAGUUACUAUUUACUCCUUUCCCUCAAUGACACCUCUUCGUUUCACCGAAUAUUCGCCAGACCAUCUUCUGCUGCCGGUUAGAAAAGACAUCCUACACCGCGCCGUUAUCUACGAGGGCGACAAGACCCGUCAGGGAACUGCGAGCACAAAAUGGCGUGACGACGUGCAUGGAAGCGGACGAAAGCUUGCUCCUCAAAAGGGUACUGGCAAUGCGCGAGUUGGAGACAAGAAAUCUCCAAUCCGAAAAGGUGGUGGUGUCGCGCAUGGUCCCCAUCCACGAGACUUUUCCACCGAGCUACCGAGAAAGAUCUACGACAAGGCUUGGAGAACUGCUCUGAGUUACCGAUACAGCCAAGGCCAACUGAUGGUUGUCGACAAUAUCCAAAUUCCUGAAAACUCAUCGCCGUGGUUUUGGAAGGGUUUCUUCCAAGCCAACCGGUGGGGGAAGCAUUAUGGGAGAUGUACCUUCAUCACGGACCAGAUGGACGAUGACUUAUUCAGUACUGUUCAGCCGUGGGAAAAAGACGCCAGGAUUCUCGAUCGAUCAGACGUGGAUGUGAAGGAUCUUCUGACAACAUCGAGGCUUGUUAUCGAACAGGAAGCUUUGGACAAAAUCUUGCGGGAUCACUCCAGGGACAUCGCCAAACCACCGCCAAAGGCUACCUACCCAGAAGGAAUAAUCAGCUGUCCAGAAGAAGAAUUGCCGGCCGAGGUUAGCGACAAAGCGGAGAAACCCAGAAAAAAGUUCCGCCAGCCGAAAAGCCAACCCCAAAGCUUUCAACAUAAAUCAAGAGCAGCUAUCCCACCAUCUCUCGGGCGCGAAAGACGUGCCUUGCUGCCAUUGAUGUUGUUGCGACCUACUUCCCUCCGAGCCUCAACACCGCUGAGCCGGCUCUCGCGGUCUACUUUUGGUGCUCCUGCAGCGAUGCCUCUACGCGCCAAAGUGACAAACCCGGGCUUCGCAAGCAAGAUGUCUCUCAGCACAGCGAACCCGCCUGUCGACUCUGACGACGUCCUGUUCUAUUCUACCUACGGCCUCCGGUUGAUCGAGCUCAACCGGCCCAAGAAACUCAACUCCCUCAAUGGCUCGAUGUGUGGACAGAUCGUCCCACGACUUCUGGAAUGGGAAAAGUCACAGCUAGCCAACAUCAUCAUGGUUUCCGGCCGCGGAGAAAAGGCUCUCUGCGCAGGAGGAGACGUUGCAGCUCUCGCGCUGGCUAAUCAGGAAGGCCCUGAAGGUGUGAAGAGCUCACAAGACUUCUUCGGCCUCGAAUACCAGCUCGAUCAUUUGAUAGCAACUUACAGCAAACCCUUUGUGUCGGUGAUGGAUGGAAUAACAAUGGGAGGAGGCGUUGGACUGAGUGUACACGCUCCCUUCCGUAUCGCUACCGAACGUACUCUAUUCGCUAUGCCCGAAACUACGAUUGGAUUCUUCCCGGAUGUUGGCGGCUCGUUCUUCCUCUCGCGUCUCGACGGAGAAGUCGGUACUUAUCUGGGUCUUACUUCUGAGCGUCUAAAUGGAGUCCAGGCCUUUUACACUGGUAUUGCAACCCAUUAUGUGGACUCGAGCGUUCUGAGCAACUUGACGAACCGACUAGCGGAGCUCGUCUUCAAGGACUACGCAACCCUUAGCGAGCGUUGCGACCUUGUCAACAAGACCAUCGCCGAAUUUUCCACUGGCUUGCCAUCCACCGAACAAGAACCCAUCCUUCUACGUUACAAACUUCGCCAGGCUAUCGACCGAUGCUUCAAAUACAACACCGUGGAGGAAAUUAUUGGCGCCCUUGAAAAGGAAGAAGACCAGAAGGAAUGGGCACAGAAAACACUGGAGACAUUACAAUCACGCUCUCCAACCUCUCUCAAGGUCGCCCUUCGCUCGCUCCGUUUGGGCAAGAACUGGGGCAUCAAAGAGGCGUUCCAACGCGAACAUAUCAUUGCCAGCGCAUUUAUGCGUCAUCCUGACUUCGUCGAGGGUGUUUCAGCCCGUCUCAUCUCGAAACCUGCAAGGACUCCAGUCUGGAACCCAAGUCGUCUCGAGGAUGUAACGACUGAAGACGUGGAUGCAUUCUUUACCGCGCCUCGUAGUCCAGAGCUUAUGUCUACCGAGUCAGCACUUCUUCCUACAUUCAACGAUAUCGACUACAAGGAGUACCCCCAUGCCAAGUAUGCACUGCCCUCAGAAAAGGAUAUUGAGAAGUUUGUUCGUGGAAACAAUCCCUCCGGAUCGGCGACGGUCGAAGAGUUUGUCAAGAACUGGGGCAGGAAAGAAGGCAUAAGGGCCAAGGUGACUGACGUCCUCGGUCGACGAACCAAAAAGGUAGGGAACGGGUUUGAGUGGAUUGAGGGCGGGGAGGAGGAGUAA